AUGCUUCCGUUAACUGGGAAAACAAUAAUAUUUGAUAGUUUUCCUGACCCGUCAGACACAUGGGAAAUAAUUGAAACUAUUGGCAAAGGAACAUAUGGAAAAGUUUUCAAGGUAUUAAAUAAGAAAAAUGGCAGCAAAGCAGCAGUCAAAAUCUUGGAUCCUGUUCACGAUAUUGAUGAAGAAAUUGAAGCCGAGUAUAACAUUCUGCAAGCUCUCUCUGAUCAUCCCAAUGUAGUCAAGUUCUACGGCAUGUACUAUAAGAAAGAUGUGAAAAAUGGAGAUCAGCUCUGGCUGGUACUUGAGCUGUGCAAUGGUGGAUCUGUGACUGAUCUAGUGAAAGGAUUUUUGAAGAGAGGUGAAAGGAUGAAUGAACUUAUAAUUGCUUACAUUUUACAUGAAGCUCUGAUGGGCCUUCAGCAUUUGCAUGAAAACAAAACUAUCCACCGUGAUAUUAAGGGAAAUAAUAUCCUCUUGACCACUGAAGGAGGAGUCAAGCUUGUGGAUUUUGGUGUGUCUGCACAGCUGACCAGCACCCGUCUCCGUCGGAACACGUCCGUGGGCACCCCUUUCUGGAUGGCUCCAGAGGUGAUUGCCUGUGAGCAGCAGCUAGAUAGCUCCUAUGAUGCCAGAUGUGAUGCGUGGUCACUGGGUAUUACUGCGAUAGAGUUGGGAGAUGGAGAUCCACCCCUUGCUGAUUUGCACCCUAUGAGAGCACUCUUCAAAAUACCAAGGAAUCCACCUCCAACAUUGCAGCAGCCCGAACUGUGGUCACCUGAAUUCAAUGACUUCAUUAAUAAGUGCUUGACUAAAGAUUAUGAGAAACGCCCAACAGUGUCCAGUCUUUUGCAGCAUGAUUUUAUUAAGCAAAUUGAAGGAAAGGAAAACAUGCUACAAAGGCAACUCAUGGAAUUUAUUGAUGUUCAUCAGCAAAUGGGAGUCACUGAAAAGGCAAGAUUUGAACGUAUUCAUACAAAGAAAGGGAACUACAGUAAGUCACUAGUUUCAAACCAGGAAGAAGUAGAUGAUUUAGCAACCUUGGAAGUACUGGAUGAGAACACAGUAACGGAGCAGUUGCAGAAGGGUUAUGCCAAGGAUCAGAUCUACACGUAUGUAGGGGACAUCCUCAUUGCUGUCAAUCCAUUUCGGAACAUAGACAUCUAUUCUUCACAGCAUUCCAAACUCUAUAUUGGAGCCAAGCGGACUGCCAACCCUCCUCAUAUUUUUGCUGUUGCUGAUAUAGGAUAUCAGUCCAUGGUGACAUAYAACUCAGAUCAGUGUAUCGUUAUUUCUGGAGAAAGUGGAGCUGGUAAGACACAAAGUGCCCAUCUUCUGGUUCAGCAGCUCACUGUCCUGGGCAAGGCUAAUAACAGGACUCUACAGGAGAAGAUCCUCCAAGUGAAUAACCUGGUAGAAGCAUUUGGAAAUGCAGGCACUAUCAUCAAUGAUAAUUCCAGCAGAUUUGGAAAAUAUUUGGAAAUGAAAUUCACUUGUGGUGGCACUGUAGUAGGGGCUCAAAUUUCAGAGUAUCUCCUCGAAAAAUCCAGAGUUGUCCACCAGGCAGUAGGAGAGAAAAAUUUCCAUAUUUUUUAUUAUAUUUAUGCUGGCCUCGCAGAAAAGAAAAAAUUGGCACAUUAUAAAUUGCCAGAAUAUAGACCUCCCAGGUAUCUGCAAAACGAUCAUUUCAGAAUAGUGCAAGAUUUUAUGAACAAUAGCUUUUAUAAAUCCCAGUUUGAGUUAAUUGAACAAUGCUUCAAAGUCAUAGGUUUUACGCUGGAGGAACUUGGAAGCGUGUACAGUGUUCUGGCUGCCAUUUUAAAUGUGGGUAACAUUGAAUUUUCUGCAGUGGUAUCGGAACAUAUGAUUGACAAGAGCAACAUUUCCAAUCCAGUAGCCCUUGAGAAUAGUGCUUCCUUGCUGUGUAUUCAGGCAGAUGAGCUGCAAGAGGCCCUCACCUCUCACUGUGUAGUGACUAGAGGAGAAACGAUUAUUCGUCCCAACACGGUGGAAAAAGCAACUGAUGUCCGAGAUGCCAUGGCCAAAGCCCUGUAUGGGCGUCUCUUCAGUUGGAUAGUCAAUCGCAUCAAUACUUUACUGAAGCCCGACAAACAUUUAAGUGGGAAUGACGAUGGGUUGAACAUUGGAAUUCUUGAUAUCUUUGGCUUUGAGAAUUUCAAAAAAAAUUCUUUUGAACAACUCUGUAUCAACAUUGCCAAUGAACAGAUUCAGUUUUACUUCAAUCAGCAUGUCUUUGCUUGGGAACAGAAUGAAUAUCUAUACGAAGGUGUUGAUGCCAGAGUUAUAGAGUAUGAGGACAACAGGCCCCUCUUAGAUAUGUUCCUGCAGAAACCUAUGGGUUUAUUGUCCCUACUGGAUGAGGAAAGUCGAUUCCCACAAGCAACAGACCAGACGCUCGUGGAAAAAUUUGAAGAUAAUUUGAGGUCAAAAUAUUUUUGGAGACCCAAAAGAGUAGAUCUAACUUUUGGGAUUUACCAUUAUGCAGGAAAGGUUCUGUACAAUGCAAGUGGAUUCCUAGCCAAGAACAGAGAUACUCUGCCAGCUGACAUUGUGCUGCUACUCCGCUCAUCUGAAAACAAUCUGAUAAGACAGUUAGUAACCCAUCCUCUUACAAAAACAGGUAAUCUGGCACACACAAAAAGCAAAACUACUAUCAGUUACCAAAUGUGGACCCCCCAGAAAUCAAUCAGUCGUACUAAGAAUGAAACUGGAGAUACCGGACAUCAUCCAAGAGAAACAACUAGUAUGAAAACACAGACAGUAGCUUCUUAUUUUAGAUAUUCUCUGAUGGACCUGCUAUCCAAAAUGGUCGUGGGCCAGCCUCAUUUCGUCAGGUGCAUCAAGCCAAACAACGACAGGCAGGCAAACAAGUUUGAUAAAGAGAAAGUGUUGGUCCAGCUGCGUUACACAGGAAUUCUGGAGACGGCACGAAUCCGAAGACAGGGUUAUUCACAUCGUAUACUCUUUGCCAACUUUAUAAAACGGUAUUACCUUAUCUGCUACAAAACAAAUGAUGAUCCUCCAGUCAGCCCGGAAACCUGUGCUGCCAUCCUGGAAAAAGCUCACCUCGACAACUGGGUGCUUGGAAAAACUAAAGUAUUCCUCAAAUACUAUCAUGUGGAACAGCUGAAUUUAAUGCGAAAGGAGACAGUGGACAUGAUUAUUUUGAUUCAAGCUUAUGUCAGAGGAUGGCUGGGUUCAAAGAGAUACAAAAAGCUGAAAGAACAAAGGGAACAAAGUGCUGUUAAAAUACAGUCAGCUUACAGAGGGUUUGUUGCUCGUAAAGAAUAUGCAAAUGCAAAAAGAAAUCAAAAACUGGAAAAAUGUAUUACAAGACUUCAAGCAGUUGCCAGAGGAUACUUACUCAGGAAAAAGAGAAAAGAACUAACUGAGUCAAGGAACAAAGCAGCAACAAAAAUUCAGUCUCACUACAGGGGAUAUAAGGAGAGGAAGGAUUUCCAGAAGAGAAGGGAAUCACUUAAAAAGACGGAACAAACUGAGAAUGCAACUUCUAUUAGUGAAAAGAAAGAGGAUACCAAACUUCAAAACAAUGAGGAAACUAUAGCUAGAGUGAAAAGCACCACUCCUCAUACUGAAGAAGAGGCAGCUCUAAUGGAGGAAGAAGAGUUAUCUGCUCUGGAAUACUUUGAAGCACAAGUGAAGCCAGCUGAAAACAUUACAUUGGAAGAAGCAGCAAACAAGGAGAGCCARGAUGAAGCUGAUACUGUUAUUGAUAGCAGGUGUACUGAGUUUAGGGAGGGAGAGAACCCGGGGGAACACGCAAAGACAUCUACUAGAGGAGAAAGAGAGUCUCUGAAGCAGAACACUGCAAAGCAGCAGGUUGGUGGAGAUGAAGACCAGGUCCCUUUGAAACAGUUACCUAAAAAAUCUUCUGUCAAAAUCACAGCUGAACCUGAUCACCAGCAUGAGCAAACUAUUCAAGACACAGUCAAAACAGAUGAACAAAAUCAGGCAUGUGCUGUGGUCCAUCCCAAGCCUGACAGGCACCUGGAGAGAAACCAUCUGAAACAUGAAGUGGUGAUGCCUGCUGGAAAUAAAGGAAUUAUAAGAAAAGAGUCAAUAAGAGGUUCACGGAAGCAAGUUGUAGCAGACAAACAAGAUUCGGAAGACAGAGAGAAGGCAGCAGUGGUUAUUCAGAGCAAUUACCGGGGUUACAGAAGAAGGGGGCAACUCAGAAAAGAGGGAAAAUUACCUUGCAAAAAUCAAGAGAAAACUAUAAAGGAGUCAAGAGAAGCAGCACACAUUAAAAGUAAUGAUUCCAAGACAACAAAAGCUAAGGAAAAUACUGGCAUGCAGGCUGAGGACCGCAAGACUCUUAAGGAAGGCUCGGAGAAAGAGGCUUGUGAUUUGGCAGCCUUUUCACGGCAGAUAUCAAAAUUAUCUGAAGACUACUUAGCAUUGCAACAAAAAUUAAAUGAAAUGAUAUUGUCACAUCAGCUGAGACCUGUGAUGCUGUCCAAGGAUAAGCAAACUAAUGUCCGACUUUCUUCUCAUGUGUGUCAAUCAGUUGCAUCCAAAGUGGAGGACUCUCGCCCGAAGCAGAGACCCCCGAGGAGGCCACGGAAGCCCAAGACAUUAAAUAAUCCAGAGGAUUCCAGCUACUACACUCUAAUACAUAAAUCAAUACAAGAUGAAAAACGGAAACCAAGGAAAGACAGUCUAGGCAAAGUGCUAGAUUUAGAUGUCUACUACCAAGAAAUUUCAUCCAUUGAUUCCACCUCAAAGGACAGCAGUUCUACCGCAAAAAGGAAGAGACAAACAGGCGAGCGCAGGACUUUAAGAGCUACUGAACGGUCGAGAGUUUCAGAAAGCCCCCUGGAAGAGGGUAAAGCGGAAGAUAAUCCCUAUGACUACAGAAGGCUGCUGCGGAAGACCUCACAGCGCCGGCGCCUUAUCCAGCAGUUCUAGCU
Molecule: messenger RNA, 4946 nt
Organism: Nothoprocta perdicaria
Lineage: Eukaryota; Metazoa; Chordata; Aves; Tinamiformes; Tinamidae
Gene: MYO3A
Product: myosin IIIA
Exons: 35
Coding region: 1-4944 (1647 amino acids)
Biological process (GO): protein phosphorylation
Cellular component (GO): myosin complex
Molecular function (GO): protein kinase activity; protein binding; cytoskeletal motor activity
Source: RefSeq, a predicted model, not a curated record